CACAACAUCAUCAUCUUGGGCAACUCGUACGCUGGCCUUGCUUGUGCGCAUCGAUUUUUGGACCACUGCAUCGACCGGCUCCGAAUUACACCAGGAUCUCCCAGCUACCGGCUGAUCAUUAUCGGACCAUCGACCCAUCUCUACUGGAACAUCAGCGCUCCGCGAGCCGUCGUCGCUCCUGGCCUGAUCAAGCACGAAGAUGCCUUUAUCAACAUCGAAGAGGGCUUCCAUCGUCACCGCGGCCAACUCUUCACCCACAUUCAAGGGACCUGCAAUGACCUCGACCCUGAACUCCGCACCAUCGAGAUCGACCUGCACGACUUCGAAGCCCAACGGAAAUGCUCUCUCCUCCUGCCGAAAUCCGAAGGCUUCGACCCCAAAACCCCUGCCUUCGACAUCCCUCGUAUCCAAACCCUGCCUUUCCACGCCAUCAUCCUCGCAACCGGCACGCGCACUCCCUCCGAUCUCUUCUCCCUCCACGGCCCUCACCACGAAACCAUCGCCUCCCUCACCUCAAUCCACGCCCAAAUCGCCUCCGCCAAAUCCAUCGUCAUCUCCGGAGGUGGCCCCACAGCCGUCGAAACAGCCGGCCAACUCGCCACCUACCUAAACCACGCCUCCCACUUCCCCUUCCGCCGCAAAAUCAAGUCCCCCAAAACCAUCACCCUCAUCAGCGGCGGCCAAACCCUCCUCCCCCGCAUGCCCGCCGCAACCAGCACAAAGGCCGAAAAACUCCUCCGCAAACUCGGCGUGGAAAUCAAACACAACGUCCAAGUCCUGCACACCCAAUCCUGGUUCGACCAAACCGGCGCCACGAAACUCUCCCUCUCCGAUCGCACAUCGCUCAUCACAGACUUGUACAUCCCCUGCACCGGGCUGAAACCGAACAGCGAGUACAUCGCCGACGGAUGGGACUUGAAAGACGACUCCGGGUACAUCCUCACCAACUCGACGGACCUACGAUGCGACAUGGCGGGCAGCAGGAUCUAUGCUCUCGGCGACGUGGCGUCGAACACGCAGAAUAAUCUGAUGGAUGUAUACACCGCGGUUCCCGUGUUGAUGCAUAAUUUGCUGGUGGAUUUGUUGGUGUUCGAAUUGGAAGCGGAUCGGCCGGAUGGAGGGCAUGAGGCGAGGAUUGAGAUGUUGAGGGAUGAGGAGUUUGUGCAGACACCGGAGGGGGAGAGGACGUUGAGUCCGAUUUCGAGGUGGGGUGGAGUGGGGACGUGGAGGGGGUGGAAGAUGCCGAGGGUUAUGGUGCAUUUGUUGAAGGGGAAGAGGUAUCGGUUGGGGAAGACCGGGAAGGUGGUG
Zymoseptoria tritici IPO323 is the source of this 1308-nucleotide messenger RNA. RefSeq lists its product as uncharacterized. The transcript has a single exon. NCBI's taxonomy places the organism in Eukaryota, Fungi, Ascomycota, Dothideomycetes, Mycosphaerellales, Mycosphaerellaceae. Gene Ontology annotation, cellular component: cytoplasm. The record is from RefSeq and is a predicted model, not a curated record. The annotation marks the transcript as partial. Gene Ontology annotation, molecular function: flavin adenine dinucleotide binding; electron-transferring-flavoprotein dehydrogenase activity.